Molecule: messenger RNA, 2061 nt
Organism: Lates calcarifer (barramundi perch)
Lineage: Eukaryota; Metazoa; Chordata; Actinopteri; Centropomidae
Gene: popdc3
Product: popeye domain containing 3
Exons: 3
Coding region: 168-1064 (298 amino acids)
Cellular component (GO): sarcolemma
Molecular function (GO): cAMP binding
Source: RefSeq, a predicted model, not a curated record
AUUUCCGGUCAUAUCACGGCUAACUUGGCUCUCUUCAUACAGUCGCUGUCAUUAUGGCCAUGUGUUUCCAUGUCUUUGCGGCGUUUCUCUGAGCGCUUCCGAAGUUCCGAGGUACCCUGGAUGGCUUUGUGUUAACUCUGCUGGUAGUUUUGUUCACUUUCGUUGACAUGGAACCUCCGGACUUUGAAGCCAUGAACUUCACGGUGGAGCAGGUGGUGUCGGUGUACCCGUUAUGUGAGGAAUGGAGAGACGGCGCGGAGGGCUCCGUGUUCCACCUCGCCAACAUCUUCCUCUUCCUCGGCUUCAUGGGGGGCAGCGGAUUUUAUGGACUCCUCUACCUGUUCACCUUUUUGACUCUUGGCUUCUUCUGCUCCACUCUCUGGGCAUGGUCGGACUCCUGCACCACAGACUCUUUCCUGUGGAGUUUCGCCCUCUUCGGCGUGUGUUUGGGACAAGUCCUGCAUGUUGCCUACCGGCUGAGGAACGUCUCCUUCGAGAGGGAGUUCAUGGAGCUGUACCACUGCAUGUUUAAAAAAUUAGGGGUGUCGCUCACACAUUUCGGGAAGAUAGUGGCCUGUUGUGACGGAGACAUUCUCGCCAUAGAGAAGGACCACUGCUUCGCCAUAGAGGGAAAAACAGCUAUUGACAAGCUGUCUGUUCUCCUGUCUGGCAGAGUCCGUGUGACAGUCAAUGGAGAGUUUCUGCAUUAUAUUUACCCUUUCCAGUUUCUGGAUUCACCUGAGUGGGAUUCUCUCAGACCAUCAGAGGAGGGAGUCUUUCAGGUGACCCUACAUGCUGAUAGCCCCUGCCGAUACGUGGCAUGGAGGAGGAAGAAACUCUAUCUGCUUUUUGCUAAGCAUCGCUACAUAGCCAAGAUCUUUGCCCUGGUUGUGCGCAAUGAUAUUGCAGAGAAGCUGUACUCCCUUAAUGACAAGGCUUUCAAUAGGUCCGGGCACCGCUAUGAUCUUCGCUUACCAAGUUACUGCCACAUGCCAGGGACAGAAUUAGAAAAGGCAGAUGUCCUCCUUCAAGUGGGCAGGGUGCAGGGUGGAAGGACUGCCUGAAAACACGCACAAACACACACACAUACACACACACACACACACACACACACACUGCUCCAGGCCCCAAACACUUAGAAGAAACUCACCGUGUGUAGGCACGUAAUGUAAAAAUAGUGUCAUUCAGGAAGGGCAAAGCGUGCCUGUUCCAUGUAGGGUAAGUGAGUUUCAAGUUAAAUUAUCUCAGAUCUGCCCAUAUCACCAGAUCUCAAUAUGCAGAUUAGGUAGAUGGAGCUGCUAACAAGACCAAUGUGACAUGAAAUACACCAUCCCACUGCUGUGUUCUGUGCAAGACUCAGUUUUCACAUAACCACAACAAAUAAUACAUUAUUUGAAAGCUCUAAGUCCGAUUUCACUGUCACUUCAACAGCUGUUGACCAAAGAAGGCCCAAAACAUAGGCAAGGCAAAAAAAACAACAACAAAAAAAAAAAACAAGCCAAUAUCCAAUACCAAAAUCCAAUGUGUGCUUGGGAACCUUGAAUGCAGUAGCAUUUUUUUUGUAGGCUUUGUAGCCUUAUACUUAUUAACUUUUUUUUUUAGAGAAACAUUAAUGCAUGGUUUAAUUCAAAGUAGCUACUUUGUUGAAUGUGUAUGUAUGUUAUGAAUGUAUAAAGUGAAAUAAAUAGGCAGCUGCAUAUACUACUAUGAAUGUAACAUUGUGCAAAUGAAGAUGUGAAUAGGCUAAUGAUGUAUGUAUUUUCCUGUAAAAAUUUUCCUCUGUUAUAACUUGUUUUGAUACUUUAAACUACAUCUAUCGGUGGUUAGAGUUUCUCGGUUGUCAUGGACAUGGCUCAGUAGGUGUGUCUUGAGUUACAUUUAUAUUUGUUAUUAUAUCAUUAUAUCAUCAGCUGUUAUAAUAGUUAAAAUGUGUGAAUACAUAUUACAUAUAUAUAUUACGAGCAGUUAGAAUAACAUUUUCCUAUUUUAGUGUGGAUUUUAUAUGCAAAAUCAUUGUGUAUGCUUCUGAAUAAAAUAUUGCAGAGAAUAUGAAAAGAUCAA